This is a messenger RNA of Ciona intestinalis (vase tunicate), 2462 nucleotides long. The record is from RefSeq. NCBI's taxonomy places the organism in Eukaryota, Metazoa, Chordata, Ascidiacea, Phlebobranchia, Cionidae.
UAUAGACCUGUUUAUCGCCGAAUAGUAUACGUAUUUAAAACACUGUUAAUUUAAAACUGAAGAAUGGGUCGCGUUUUGCUGGCAAUUCUUUCCACGAUCCUUUUACUGCAUGCUGUCAAUGGCCAGACCGAGGAACCGAUUACAGAUCCCAUUAAAGCGGAAUUGGGAGGCGUGGUUGUUAUACCAUGUAACUUGAUACUCGCAGAGAACGAAACUCUAUUUACUGUACUGUGGAAGCACAACGAAGAUGAUAUUGCAACUGUGGGCGCGACAGGAGAGGUGUACCCACACGGUCAAUACGGGGAACGGUCUGUAGUGGAUGGAACUACGUAUGAACUGACUUUGGAAGCACUUUUAUUGGACGACUCUGGUACUUACGUCUGCAGUGGGUUUGGAAAUAAAGGGUCGAAGAGUCAAACAUACCAAGUCGACGUAUUGUCGUCUCCACAAGUCAACACACGAGUGAAUCCAUACUUGGAUGAUGGACUCGGUUCAGGAACUGCAACUCUUGCUGUCUGUACUGCAACUGGUGCCAGUGAACCUUUUACUAUGAACUGGUUAACGGACAUGGGCGACGUUGUAGUGCCGGAUUCAUUCCGAGCAGAUACUGCAAACGAACAGUAUUACUCAUUGAUUGACAGUACUUUGUAUCUUGACAUUCGUCCAAAUGCCGAAAGAGACAAUGGCAGAAAGUUUACUUGUUCCGUACAAGACGCAUUCGGAAAGACGAUUGAAUCUGAAGCUGUUUUAGUCGUAACAGCGCCGACAACCACUGCCGAAACUACAACGAUGCAAGCAUCUCCUGCCAUUACAUCAUUCCCAACAAACGACGGCGAUGAGAUAAUCAUGCUGAUGGGAGAACAACGAACGUUUGAAUGUGCGGCUACCGGCGUACCCACACCUGCAGUCACUUGGUACAAAGGCGAUAGCAAGGUUCCCUUUCUAUCGGGUUCUGGAAAUGCAAUCAUGACCAUUGAUGCAACGUAUGAAGAUUCCGACUCUUACAUUUGCAAAGCUGAAAAUCAAGAAGGCCAGAUUGAAAAUAUACUUCAACUUGUAGUACAAGGUCAGCCUGUUAUUCCACCAUCUGGAAAGAUUGGUAACGAAACCGAAAAAAUUGAAAUUGUAAACGAGGAAGUGGUCACAUUGACCUGCAAAGCAAGCGCCAACCCAUACCCUGAUAUUGUAUGGACUGUUGAAGGAGUAAACAAAAGUGAUUUGUCCAUAAACGAAGCGGUUGAAACCACAGAUAGUUUGGUGUCAUCUACGGUUAACAUCAGCGCGAAACAUUUUGAAAGCGACCCCAAAAUUGUGACAUGUUUUGCGGCAAACAAACUUGGCAAAGCAAGCAAAGACUUUGUUGUGUCGAAACAAAUACCUGCAGCUGCCAACACCGGCGUGAUCGUGGGAGUCGUAAUCGCUGUUCUGAUAUUAGUUGCUCUCCUUUUAACCGGCGCUUUCUUUAUUUUGUCGCGGCGUUCCCAGAAGAGCGAAGUUACUGCCACGGAGUCUGCGGAGAACGGAUGUUGUGGGUCUGGUUGUUUCACCAACCCAUGCGCCCAGCCAGUCGAACCUGUUGUCGUUGGAGAGGAAGACCAAGUAAAAGAAGUAAAGGAAGAUGGUACUUCUGAAGAGAAACAGAAACUGACAGAAGCUGAAGAGAAGCCAGCUGCAAAGGAAGCAGAAAAAGAAGGGGAAGAGAAAAAAACGGAAGAAGAAAAACCCGAAGAAAGUGAAGAGCCUAAGGAAAAGAAAUCUGGUAAAAAGAUGAAACUUUCGUUUGCACCACAAUGCUGUAAAGGAAACAAGGAAGAAUUAAAGGAAGAAGGAAGUAUUGAAGAAGAAGCUGCAGAAGAAGAGAACAAAGAGUCUAAUGGGCAUACACCGCAAACAGAGAACGAAACAGGAAAACAGCGCGAAACUGACCAAGACUCUGGAAAGGGUGAUACACUGGAGAAGGCAGUAGAGGCACCAGCAAAAGAAUAGAAAAUAAUCUGCACAAGAACAACUUCUUCAAUUUCGUCGACGCGAACAGUUGUACUUGCUGCAUUGGACACAGACAUAUAUACAACUUGUACUAAUAAUUGUUUGAUUUGUUACACUCUACGAAGCGGGUUUGGAUCGCACGUUGUUUUAAUUCAUUACUGUAUUAGGAACGGAAGCAGCUUGUGUUUAAAGUCUUACGUAGUAAGCGAAUCCCCGCAAUUUAGUUCAACCUAUUUUGUACAUAUAGCCCUAUACGUUUUGCUUUAAUUACCCAAAAUCAUUUGAGAACAUGGAAUGCCAGUUAUGCUGUAAAAUGUGCGCUAAAAAUCUGUGUUGCUACUGCUUAGAAUUUAAGUUUCUAUAAAACACUCUGUUCUAUAUAUAUCAAACGCUUUUUCUGGUUACAUUGUACACGAUGCAUCGCUUGCAAGGAAAAACGCUGUUUAUGAAAAUUAAACAAAUAUCGACCACUUGAA